Messenger RNA from Rotaria socialis, 1176 nucleotides. NCBI's taxonomy places the organism in Eukaryota, Metazoa, Rotifera, Eurotatoria, Philodinida, Philodinidae. The record is from the annotation of a GenBank genome assembly.
AUGAUUGAUCAAUAUCCUACAACAUAUAAAAAUAUGAUAACAGGAAGUACUCGUCGACUUGUACUCGGCUUGUGUGCAAUCAUUUUCUUUAUUUUAUUCAUUAUUAAAGCACGAAAUUGCUAUUAUCCCGUGUUAUCAUUCACAAGUGAAAAAAAGGAAGCAUUUAACUCCCCAUCACAAGUCUCAUUCAUAGCUCAGACGUGCCCAUGGAAAUUUCUCAAUUACACUCCAAGUGCUUGGGAAACGUAUUGGUAUUCUAACAUUGAUAAUUUUCAAUAUGAAGUUUGUUCUACUCUUGCACAUCCUGAUCAAGUUAAUAUAACUAUCAAUGCUCUAAAUCGUAUUAUGUACCUACAGACAACUGUCUUCGAUAGACAUAUUCGAGCAAUGCCUAUUGAUCAGCAAUUUUCCAAGAUCUAUUAUCGUCAAUCAUGCUCUAACGAAGAACACAAUGCGAUGCAAUUGAUUGAGCCAUUGAUUGGUCUCAUUCGUGAUCCAUUAACCAUGUGUCCUGAAAUAUCUUCAGUGCCGUCUAAUCUCUAUCUUAAAGGUGAAUACGCUCUUCAAUCGAAACGUUUUCUUCUUCUUGCACCUUCGUCACCGUUUCAAAUUAAACCAUUUUUGUCAAAAGAUAUAACUCCACUUGCACCAUGGCUUUAUUCACUUGGUUCGAAAAAAAUUCUUAUGGACAUUGGAAGUUCAUAUUUUAAAAGUCGUAAUGGAAACACAGCUGAAAUUGGUACAAAAUGGUUUUAUGACUAUUUCAAAGAGAAAUCGAUUCGAUUUGAUCGUAUUAUUGCUUAUGAAUUCCAAAACUUAGAAACUCGUCGUGCUUGGGAAGAACUUCCCGAUGACGUUUAUCCUUUUUAUACACUUAUUAACGUUGGUGUCGAAGAAGAAACAGGCAGAUUUAAUCCUUGGACAAUGAUUGAAGCUAUAGCCAAUCCAGAGGAUUAUGUUGUCGUCAAGUUUGAUAUCGAUAAACCACCAUUGGAAAGCGCAUUAAUGAAACAAUUACUGGAUGAAAAUAGUAGAGCUCGAUAUUUAAUUGAUGAAUUCUUUUUUGAGAAACAUGUUUCUAACGAUCGAAAUUCUAAAGAAGAUAAAUUAAAAGAUUCAUAUGAACUGUUCACAAAAUUAAGACAGUAUGGCAUUCGAAUGCAUGGAUGGCCGUGA